Molecule: messenger RNA, 1668 nt
Organism: Brassica oleracea var. oleracea
Lineage: Eukaryota; Viridiplantae; Streptophyta; Magnoliopsida; Brassicales; Brassicaceae
Product: plant intracellular Ras-group-related LRR protein 2
Exons: 3
Coding region: 126-1547 (473 amino acids)
Molecular function (GO): protein binding; protein serine/threonine kinase activity
Source: RefSeq, a predicted model, not a curated record
CAUGGCAACAUCAAACUCAAUAUGACUGACUUCUUCAACAUUUCAAUAUAUAUUACUUUUUUUCAUUAAUUAUCUUACUUAAACCUUUCUAAUCUUCCAUUAGUUGGGACGGAUAUCACAAAACCAUGGAGCACGAUCUCGACAAGUUCCCUUUACUCUCUUACGUCCUACACCAAUAUGAUUCCAACCACCACGCGCCGCCGUCUACGGCUGUCCAACAAACUCUCGCCCCUUCUUUUCCACUUCUCUCCGACCCACAAAUCAUGUCUUCGUUGACUCAGUCCAUCCCCACCACCAUCACGCAGACGCUUACCGUCUUGGCCUCUCUCGGACCACGACCAGACCCGUCGGCUGUUUCCUCUGCUCGCUCUAAGAUCGCUCAGAUCCUUCAGAUGGACUCUCUCUCACCGGAGGAAGCGGCCAAGGAGGCGGAGAUAUACGCCGGGGCUGUGCGGUUGGAGGAGGUGUAUGAUAGCUACGAGAAGGAGCUGAAUGACUUGGAGGAGAAGCUUUCAAGGGUUUAUGCCACGGAGGUGGAGUCUCUAUUGAGAAGCCGCGAAGAAAUGAACGUGGAGGUUGUUAAGGUUCUCAAGGCGGCGGAGUCCGGCAAAGUCCUUGAGAGGGUUGAUCUCUCUGGCCAAGAACUUAAGCUGCUCCCUGAAGCUAUUUGCAAGAUUGUUGGUUUAGUUUCCUUGAAUAUCUCUGGCAACAACUUGAUGUUUAUACCUGACGCAUUCUCGAAACUGAAGAAGCUACAAGAGCUUGAUGUAUCUUCAAACUCUCUUGAAUCUCUUCCUGAUUCUAUAGGCAUGUUGCUUAACCUUAGGAUCCUCAAUGUGUCUGCCAACAAUCUAACUUCACUCCCUGAAAGCAUCGCGCAUUGCAGGUCACUGGUUGAGUUAGAUGCAAGUUACAACAACUUGACAUCAUUACCUACAAACAUCGGAUACGGAUUACAGAAUCUGGAGAGGUUAUCGAUCCAGCUUAACAAACUCCGUUACUUUCCAGGUUCCAUAAGUGAAAUGAUUUCCUUAAAGUAUCUUGACGCACACAUGAACGAGAUCCAUGGGCUUCCAAGUUCCAUGGGGAGACUAAAGAAACUCGAGGUUCUAAACCUAAGCAGCAACUUCAACAACUUGAUGUGUGUUCCCGACGCUAUCACCGAUUUAAUUAACCUGAGGGAGCUUGAUCUAAGCAACAACCAAAUCCAAGCGAUACCGGACUCGUUUUAUAUGCUGAAGAAGCUAAAGAAACUGAACUUGGACCUUAACCCGCUAGAGAUCCCGUCUCAGGAAGUGGCUAAACAAGGAGCUGAAGCGGUUAGAGAGUUUAUGAGGAAGAGAUGGGAUAUGAUUAUGGGGGAGGAGCAACAGAGGAUUGGUGUUGAGGCUGAGCGACAUGGAGAUGGAACAGGGUGGGUCUCAUGGGGAACCUCCAUGGUUACUAAUCUUGUUUCUGGGGUGUCUCAGACCGUUGGAUUCGGUGGAGGACCUGGUGAUGGUGGAGAUAAGAAACCUGGAGAAUCGCAUUUUUAUUACCAAAUCUAAGUUCUACUUGAGUUUUGUUUUGAAUAAUUUUGGGUGAAUUCUUGUUAAGAAAUCAUCAUUACGGUCUUGGCAACUUUGUAACAUAAGAAACUGUUAUUUUUAAAUUAUAAUUUUUUCUCAA